Messenger RNA from Diatraea saccharalis (sugarcane borer), 534 nucleotides. Lineage: Eukaryota; Metazoa; Arthropoda; Insecta; Lepidoptera; Crambidae. The record is from the annotation of a GenBank genome assembly.
AUGAUACGCUUUUCAGGGAACGCCGUCCGCGGUAUCAUUUACAGCUACCAGGUAUCAGAAUUGAAUCAAAGCAGCAAACCAGACACGCCAGCAGCGAAUCUAGGAAGCGACCUCGUGUCCCACCACACGCAAACAAGUAUGAAAAGCCAGGGGAGGUCAGAAAAUAUUCCCCCUUUCAUCACCCCGGCCAGGUACGAUAUGGACCGUUUCGGAAUGGUAUUUCGUGGCACCCCUCGUCAAACUGACGUUAUAAUAGUGGCAGGAACAGUAACCAACAAAAUGGCACCCAUAUUUCGCAAAACCUAUGACCUGAUGCCGGAACCCAGGUGGGUUGUGUCAAUGGGCAGCUGCGCCAAUGGAGGUGGAUACUACCAUUACACGUAUUCAACGGUACGCGGCUGCGAUAGAAUUGUGCCGGUGGAUAUUUACGUCCCUGGUUGCCCUCCAACUGCGGAGGCUCUUUUAUACGGAAUGCUGCAACUUCAGAAAAAAGUCAAACGUAUGAGGGUCGUUCAAGUAUGGUAUCGCCAUUAA